Alligator sinensis (Chinese alligator) is the source of this 886-nucleotide messenger RNA. RefSeq names its product complement C1q like 2 (gene C1QL2). NCBI's taxonomy places the organism in Eukaryota, Metazoa, Chordata, Crocodylia, Alligatoridae. The annotation marks the transcript as partial. Gene Ontology annotation, molecular function: protein binding. The record is from RefSeq and is a predicted model, not a curated record. The transcript is spliced from 2 exons.
GGGGAGGUGACGGGCGCGCUCAGCGCCGCCUUCAGCGGGCCCAAGAUCGCCUUCUACGUGGGGCUCAAGAGCCCGCACGAGGGCUACGAGGUGCUCAAGUUCGACGACGUGGUCACCAACCUGGGCAACCACUACGAGCCGGCCACGGGCAAGUUCACGUGCCAGGUGCGCGGCAUCUACUUCUUCACCUACCACAUCCUCAUGCGCGGCGGCGACGGCACCAGCAUGUGGGCGGAUCUCUGCAAGAACGGGCAGGUGCGGGCCAGCGCCAUCGCGCAGGACGCGGACCAGAACUACGACUACGCCAGCAACAGCGUGGUGCUGCACCUGGACUCGGGGGACGAGGUGUAUGUCAAGCUGGACGGUGGCAAGGCACACGGGGGCAACAACAACAAGUACAGCACCUUCUCGGGCUUCCUCCUGUACCCCGACUAGCCCAGAACCCCAGCGAGCCACCGAGCGCCGUGGCCCACCGCCUGCUGCGGGCCACGUUAGCUGCAUUAGCCAUCUGUACGUUUUGUUUUGCGGUGGAGGCGAGCGAGCUCAUCCCUCCCCACAGCCACAGUGCAUCUGUCCCCGUGUGUGUCACUAGGAGUUCAGCUGCUGCUUGAAGCGGACUAGCACGUGUCAUGGGCCACGGGGGGGAAGCCACGGACUGCCGAGCCCGGCCCCCUGCACGCUGCGCCUCCCUGCGGUCACCGGCCAGGCUCCUGGCGAGGUGGGCUGGCCGGCCACAUGCACCGGCUCUUCCUUGCUGCUUUUGUUUGUAUAGGGUCAAGUGUAACUUUUCGUUUACGUGCAAUGCAAUCCUCGUGUGAAUGAUGGUGUCAUGAAUCCUGCUGUCCCCGGCUGCCCGACCAGCGCAUCACCAACGACGGCAACAACA